Kwoniella botswanensis is the source of this 2403-nucleotide messenger RNA. RefSeq lists its product as uncharacterized. The transcript has 7 exons. Lineage: Eukaryota; Fungi; Basidiomycota; Tremellomycetes; Tremellales; Cryptococcaceae. The record is from RefSeq and is a predicted model, not a curated record. Bases 1 to 2403 code for a protein of 800 amino acids.
AUGGCAGGAGGACCGAGUUUAACGUGGGUGGGGUACAACCUCCUUCGACUGACUGCUAUCGUGAUAUUAUGCUGGGCAAUAGCAGUUCAAUUCAUCGCUAUAGGAGAUGAUAUGUCAGCAUACUCUGAUACUCAAUCGUCUUCAACCUCCAACAAUGCGGGCAUAAUCUCCUCUUCGACAGCUUCAUCAAGUAGUCGGAAUCCCUAUGCCGCUCCCACAGCUCGAUCAUCAUCAUCCUUCACAGCUGCUAUCGGAGCGGUCACUCAAAACCCCUCAGACAGGAGAAGCUUCGAGGACAGUGCGACAUCAUACUCAUACCUCAUAAAGAGGCAGAGUGGCGAUACAGCAGAUGAAGUAAGGCAAGCCAACUAUGGACUAUCAUCUGUACCUAGACAGCCAGGCGGUGUAGUAUUCACGAUUUUCUCGAGACUGAGUAUGGUAUCAACUCUCUCCUUAUUGCUUUUAGGGCAAUUUGGCUGGCCCGAAAUGUUCCUUUACGAUCAUGUACCAUGGCUUGGUCCGCAGAGUACACCAAUCUGGUUGGGAAUGGUACAGACCAUUGUGGCAAUUGAGAAUCUCCGUAUAUACGCCAAAUCCUCUGUACUCCUUCCUUGCUGGGCGCUGUUCAUCAUCGGUCUGAUUAACUUUACGAUUGGUGGUGUCCUCUCAUGGCUAGGACGUAAAUUACCUAAAUCCCCCUCUCCUCCCUUAUAUUUCAAUCUUUCCACGAGAGUGAUGUACUUCCGUCCUCCUCCACCAUGUUACAAUCCGAUCACUAAACCCCACAAGCAAACAGAAAGGAUAUUGGAUCCAGAAUUACAAGGAUCAGCAUCGGAGGAUAAACUAUUACCCUCGUCGAAUGCGAAAUCACUAGGACUAGAUGAAGAUGAAGAGGAAUUUGAUAAGAUAUCGAUUCGAUCGGAAGAAGGGUUCAGUCUACCUAUCGAAUCUCAGUACAGGAAACGAGCACCUACAGAUCCAUCCCAAAUCGAGGCAAGAAAUGGUGAUGAUCACAACCAUCAUACAGACGUAACUAAAGGUGGAUAUCCCACUUUCUCGGGAGGUGGUCUUACCGAUCCUUCUUCCCAGGUUCCACUGGGUUUUAUAGAACGUACGAAAGAUGGAAGGAAAAUCGAAUUUAUCAAUACCAACGCUGAGAGUGGUCGAUCUGAUCAUCAAAAGCGACGAUCGGAUUUACCUCCUCGUGGUCAAUCGAGGAAGAAGGCAAUGACCAUCGAUAAUUCGCCACAACUUCAUGAUAAGCUGGUUCAUCUGGGUUCGAUCAGUAGACCAAGAGUGGAUAGCGUAGAUACUCUAACUUUGAUAUCCAAAAGUAAAAACAAGAACCGAGACGAAUACAUGAGAUCAGGUGAGAGUGGACUAGAAGAAGCUGCUAAACAUGCUAGAAUGAGGAAAUCGACUUUAUCACCAAUGACUUUUGGUCCUUUACCUUCUUCAUUACCAUUUGAUAAACCGGAAUCAAUGCCCUUGCCUGUGCCUGAUGCGAUGGCUCAGACUAACCAUGACAAGGCCAGCAGGAUGAAUAUGGACUUGAAAAGAUCAGAUUCGAAAUCAUCUACAAUUGGUUAUGGUAUGAGUAAUAGUGAAAAGAGACGUCAAUCGACUUCAUCUUAUCUAUCUGCCACAUUGGAGAUGGGUCCGAGAUUCCCUUUCCCACCUUCUCGUCAGACUUCACUCAAGAGAUCUUAUAUCCCACGUCCAGACGAUGAGGAAGAAGAUGGUAUAAGACCGAUAGUUGAAUCUCCCAAAGAAGUUGGUUUGACAAGUGAGGCGAAAGGUCCAAGACCGCCCUUUAGGGCAGGAUCGAAGAGAGAGAAGCCUAAGGUUAGUACUGCCGACUCAGCAUCAUACGAGGGCAAGGAUGAAAACCGAGCGAGAAGGUAUGCAAAACUUGAAGAUAAAGAUAAGAAACGACAGUCGAAGUCAAAGUUACCCUUAAGCCCUCCUACAUCGGCCCCUUCUAUACCUCUUCCUAAGAUACCAAAAUCUCCUAAAAACAAGUCUUCUCAUUCCUCAGUCCCCCGCCGUCGAUCAUCCUCAUCAUCCACAGCUACUUCGCCCAAAUUGAUCUCGGGCCGUAAAAGAGCAGCGACGUUGACUGCCCCCGCUCCAGUAGGAUCAUUCAGACCUUCUCCAUCGAUUAAAAGGACCGAUUCCACUCGGAGGGGAUCGAGGACAGCCAGAGGAGUAAGGUUCAACCUGUCUCCACAGGCCGAGGCUGAAGAUCAGAUUCAGAGCGAAUGGUCUUCCUCUUCUGACGAGGAUAGUGGUGAUACAGAGAUUGGCGAGGUUAGGGAGCUGGUCAUUAACGAUGAUGAUUGUGGUUUUGUUGGCACGCCCACCCAGAGUUUACAUAGACCCGAAUCGAUAUCUUUGGAUUGA